Molecule: messenger RNA, 6148 nt
Organism: Nothobranchius furzeri (turquoise killifish)
Lineage: Eukaryota; Metazoa; Chordata; Actinopteri; Cyprinodontiformes; Nothobranchiidae
Gene: adcyap1r1a
Product: adenylate cyclase activating polypeptide 1a (pituitary) receptor type I
Biological process (GO): adenylate cyclase-modulating G protein-coupled receptor signaling pathway; cell surface receptor signaling pathway
Cellular component (GO): plasma membrane
Molecular function (GO): peptide hormone binding; vasoactive intestinal polypeptide receptor activity; G protein-coupled peptide receptor activity
Source: RefSeq, a predicted model, not a curated record
CUCCUCCUCCUCCUCCUCCUCCCACGUCCUCCUCAGCUGCUGCAGCACUGAGUCCGUCCUGCAGCAGCAACCGCAGUAAUAACCGCACCUGUCCCCCGUUUUCUUCUCUCUCUUUCUCUCACUCUGUCUCAGAACGCGGUGGAAACGACUUCAGGAGUAAAACGAGGCGGAAACACCGUUCGGGAUCUACGAAUACCGAUGGCUCCACGCGCAGGCAUUCCUCCCGCUGGAAAUUACGCACCGCUCCCUUGAUGCUGCGGUGACUGAAGACACAUUUCCAGUGCAUCCCUGUUAAUCCACACACACAGCCGCUCAAACACAUAUGAAGUGAUUGCCUUCUGGGCACACGCUCUUAACAGGACACAAUGAGAGGCUACCUGCUGACUGCGAUCUUCCUUCUGCCCUUGGUGGCCUCUGAGUCAGAGCACUGUAUAAUAAAGCGUGAACAUGAGAAAUGCAUGGACAUGAUGGCCAUGCACAGCCCAGAUGGUGCUGAUUACGCCUGCCCAUGGAUGUGGGACAACUUGACCUGCUGGCAGGCGGCUAAUGUUGGUGAGGUUGUGAUGGUCAGUUGUCCAGAGCUCUUUCACGACUUCAUGAUCCCUGAAGAAGAGAUAGGAAAGGUCAGCAGAAACUGUACCGAGUACGGCUGGUCUGAGCCUUAUCCUCACUACGUGGACAUCUGCGUUCUCGAUGACAACACAACAAAACCAGACAUGUAUUUUGCGUCUGUGAAAGCCCUUUACACAGUCGGGUACAGUACCUCGCUGGUGUCGCUGACCACAGCUAUGGCCAUUCUCUGCAGAUUCAGGAAGCUCCACUGCACCAGGAACUUCAUUCACAUGAAUCUGUUCGUGUCCUUCAUCCUGAGAGCCAUCUCCGUCUUCAUCAAGGACAGCGUGCUGUACGCUCAGGAAGACAGCGACCACUGCUUCGUACACACAGUGGCAUGUAAAGCGGUGAUGAUUUUCUUCCAUUACUGCGUCAUGUCCAAUUACUUCUGGCUCUUCAUUGAGGGCUUGUAUCUCUUCACUCUGCUGGUGGAGACCUUCUUUCCUGAGAGGCGAUAUUUCUACUGGUACACCAUCGUGGGCUGGGGAACUCCCACCAUCUGUGUGACUGUCUGGGCGGUUCUGAGGCUCCAUUUUCACGACACUGGAUGCUGGGAUACCAAUGAGCACACUGCUCUCUGGUGGGUGAUCAAAGGACCUGUUGUGGCUUCUAUAAUGAUCAAUUUUGUUCUCUUCGUUGGAAUUAUCAUCAUCCUGGUGCAAAAGCUGCAGUCCCCUGAUAUCGGAGGAAACGAGUCCAGCAUUUAUCUCAGCUGUGCUCAGAAAUGCUUCAGUGAGCCCACACAGGCUGUUCAGCAUUCGUGCAGGAUGUCAGAGUUAUCCACCAUCACACUGCGUCUGGCACGUUCCACCCUCCUUCUCAUACCCCUCUUUGGUAUUCACUACACUGUGUUCGCCUUCUCACCUGAGGACGUCAGCAAGAGGGAGAGGCUGGUCUUUGAGCUGGGGCUCGGAUCCUUCCAGGGGUUUGUUGUUGCUGUUCUCUACUGCUUCCUGAAUGGAGAGGUGCAGUCGGAGAUCAAGAGGAAAUGGCGCAGCUGGACGGUGAACCGGUACUUUGCUGUGGACCUGAAGCAGCAGAGGCACCCGUCGUUGGCCAGCAGCGGUGUGAACGGCGGGACCCAGCUGUCGAUCCUCAGCAAGAGCAGCUCCCAGAUCCGCAUGUCCAGCCCGCUGGCGGAGAACGCCAACAUCAGCCUGCCGACCUGAGCGUCUGAUAGUCCAGAACCAGCUUCAAGGUGCCGAUCCGUUUCCUUUUAGACCAACCGGAGCAGACCAAAGUGGUCCCUCUUCACCUCUUUUAAACAAAGGGAGAAGCAUUUACUGGAGGUGCUCAGCUGGCUUUCACACGUUAAAGAUUUAUUUAUCUACACAAUAAUAGAAAUGUUAUUUGACUAUCUCGGGUCUGCGACAAAACUGUGGAUUCUAAACAUUUCUGUUUACUGAAGCACCUUGCAAUUUUUUUCAAUUUGCAUAAUUUUUAGAAAAUGUAAUUAACUACAGCUGGUGCCAAAACAAACACAUUUACUUGUAAAAAUGAAAAAAGUAUAAUAAUUUAAUAUGAAAUGUAAAAAAAUGGGUCACAAUUUGGCUGCUGGUGUAAAAUGAAUGUGCUUCAAAGUGCCAUACUGUUUUUGCCUGACUGAAUCUCACUACAGUCCAAAGUUAAAAACCAACCAAAUGUUCGCUUUGCUUGUAUAAAAGCUCAUCGUUUAAAUGUUUCGUCCUAAAUUCAAACUUGUUUCUACAAUCAGCCAUAAGUACAAAGUAUGUCAACAUGCAUUCAUGCAUAUAAAUAAUAAAAGGAAAGGAAACAGCUUAUGGAUUGUGUAAACAGUCGAUGGUGUCUAGAUGAGAAAUGCUCCUUUUAGCAUAGCGCUGUCGGAACUGGAGCCCAAAUCUGUAGAUUUUAUAGUGUAUCUGGGGAACCUGUUUGAAUUUCAGUUGAUUUCUUUGUAAGAAAUAAACCAUUAAACACAUUGUCUGGAAUUAAAAAUAACUGAUAGCCAUAGCGCUAUAUAUCCCCGCCUGUGAGGCAAAAUGAGACGAGGAUUUAGGUGUUUUGUGCUACAGUCACGCCGCGUUUUCCCUGCACAGUACAAGAUAGUUUUAUAUCUUCAGGCUUCAAAGCAUUUGGGUUUUUAAAUCUGGUCUAGAUGGAGCCUUCAGCUGCACAACAGGAGUUUCCUCCAGCUGGUUUUUGCUUUUCGCAGAUUUACCAAAAGCAGACUGGGAUCGUAAACUUUGCCGUCGUCCAAAGUCGUUUCUCCUGUUGCUGGUGACACAGCAAGCACCUAGAGCUCGAGCUCAUCAUGGCAUCUUAAGAAUAUUAAUUUGUAAUUUGUUAAUUUACCAACUGCUACGUUUGUUUUCCAAAGUGCCUAGUCAGUUACUAAUAGCUAUCACUAAAAGAAUAGUCUAAACAUGCAUAGAGGUCCUCUUGUGUUUUAUCGUUGUGGCAAAAUUAGAUUUUUGAGGUUUUCUUGUUGUUUUAAAUGUAAAAAAAACAACAACAAAACAUUCUGGUAAUAUCUUCCUUUUAAAAUGUGAAGUUAUUGAUAAACUUAUAGUGUUACAUUAACUGUGUCUGCUCCGCUCACUUAACACCAAAUGCAUCAAAAGUCACCACAAAAGGCUUUAAUUUAAUAAUUCAACAGCUCUCGACAAUCGUAAAUGAGUGUUGCUCUUUGGGGGUGUGUGUGUGUGUGUGUGUGUGUGUGUGUGUGUGUGUGUGUGUGUGUGUGUGUGUGUGUGUGUGUGUGUGUGUGUGUGUGUGUGUGUGUGUGUGUGUGUGUGUGUGUGUGUGUGUGUGUGUGCAAACGAGCUAACCAAGAGUAACUGUGCCAGUGGGCGCCAUUUUGGGUCAAAAUAAAAUGUGAAUCCUUAUGUACAGGAUGUGUUUUUCAUCAUGUGCUUCAGAAAUUUAUUAAUUUACUUAUUUCUUUUGUACUGUCACUCACAUGAGCUCUUGUUUAUUGAAAUGCCGGACUCUGAUGCUGUGUAUAAAUAUGGAGUUUUCAUUGAACCAUGUGCCGUGUACAGUAUUUAAGCUCCUUGACUGAUGUCUUAUUUAUUACAUUGAUGUUUGCUAGUUCAAAGUGCCAAAUUUGUCCUGUGGGGUGAGAUGUGGCUUAUUUUUUCUGACUCAGAAGUCAAUAACGAUGGGAAAAGAAGCCGUUGAAGUUCCAUAAACAUUGACACAGCAUCUAACACUGCUUGUUGGAAUAAACAAAUAAUAAAAUCUAACUAUAAUCAGUGACCGUUAGGUGAGAAAGUGAAUUACAUUAACAUUUAAAACACAGUGUGUCUGAGAAUUGGAAAACCGCUCUGCUGCUUACGUGCUUUAUCACCAGCAGUCAUUCUGAGUCCAGACUGGCUCAGGAGGAAACGACCAUGUUUUAAUGCUGUUAUUACCGUCUGUGAACAAGACCCCAUACAAGUGCGCUGCUGUGCUUUUGUCUACCACUAGAUGGCAGCAAAGUUUGAUAGUGUGGUCUUUUGGUUCUCAUCAAAGUCUUGCCAUGAUUAAUGAGCUGUUUCACAUAAAGUUACACCCUCAAAGGGGAUCUCCUGCACAAAGUCUAAUGCUAAUUAAUGGUGGUUUAUCCAAUAUCCCUAUUUUCUUACAUUUCAUUUCAGUUUUGAUGGAGCAUUUUCACCUAGUAUCAGCAUUUACAGGUGAAACUGGAAACAUUUGAAUAUGGUGCAAAAGUUAAUUUAUUUCAGUAUUUCAACUUGAAAGGUGAAACCAAUAUACAAGAUAGACUCGUUACAUGCAAAUCCAGAUAAUGCAAGCCUUUUUUUGUUAUAACUGUGAUGAUUACGGCUUACAGUUUUUGAAAACCCAAGUCAAAAUCUCCGCCAGUUAAAAUAUUAGGAAAAGAUUCAAUAAUUUAGGCCUGAUGUGUCAUACUCUAAUCAGCUAAUGAAUCCAAAACACCUGCAAAGGGUUCCUGAGCCUUUACUCAACUCGGUCUUUAUUUGUACAGGACCUUACAGACAGGAGACAUGGCACCAAGGCACUUCACAGACAAAAUAAAAACCAAUAGUAAACCGAAAUAAACCAACACACAGAAUGAAAACAGCAGCAUAACUAAAACUCAGAGGAAAACGCUGAAUCAUAAAAGUAGGCUUUCAGGCUUGUUUAAGGACAGAGGAAGCUCGUUCCAAAGCUGACACUGAAACGUCUCCAUCCCCUCUCGUAUUCAGACGUGAUCUAGGGACCUAAAGCAGCAGAAGAUCCUCAGAACGAAGCGUUGGAACCAGGGAAUGUGACCACAAUAGGGCUGCCAGGUAAGGUGGCGCCAGUCCAUUUAGAGCUUUGAAGACCAGUAAAAUAAGUUUAAAAUAAAUUCUAAAAACAACGGGCAACCAAUGUAACGUAGCCAAAAUUGGGGUAGGAUGCUCAAACUUCUGCUUACCCUCUACAAACUCGGCAGCUGCAUUUUGCACAAGCUUUAGAUGGUCUCUCAGUCUAAGAUGAAUUAGUGAAAUAAAUGGACUUUUUGCACCAUGUUCUAAUUUUUGGAGUUUCACCUGUAAACACUUCAUUGUAAAAUUUAACCCUUUUACUCUAAUGUUUCAAGUGAAAUUAGACCAACUCCACUCAGCAUGUCUGGUUGGUUUUAAUCAUGGAUAUGAGCCUUUUUUAUUUUAUUUUUUUUUACUUAUAAUCAAAAAGGACCCUUUGAGGAGUCCUGGUUCAUGUCAGCUUACCUGUGCAUCCACUCUCCUUGCUUUUUCUUUAGAAAACACAAUCAAAGCAAAGCUCUUUAUGUAUUUUCCAAAACGAUUAGAAAACACUCAUUUUAAAAACUUUUUUUUAUUGCCGGGAGAUUAAAAAUAUGACUCACAUUUCGUUUGAAUGCAAUAAACGGGCUGUAAAUAACAGCAUUUGCUUGUUUGUUUGUUUUUUUCAUUUUAAGACUGUAGAAGAAGGUCUUUGCAUCCUCAGCAAAAAUAAAUCAAUAAAUAACUUUUUUUUAUUAAAAAAGAAAAAUUUGCUACCAUUCCAAAAGAGUCCAAACUCUUUGUUCUAAUGCAUUUUUAUGUGAUUUGCAUAUUUGUGUUAAGACAGCUUAUUUAUUAGUUGUGGCUGUUAAAUCAGUCUGGUCAAGACUCUGUGAGUUGUAUGGAUUGCUGAUGAUGAAUUGUGAAUGUACAGUUCUCGCUACUCAGCUGCUCUUAGAUGUUGCCUGCUAUCAAGAUGCCCUGGUGUACAAAUGAUGUCUUUUCUCUUUCUAGAUGGUGUAUAUUUUUGUCACACAGGUGGACUUACGACCAAGAUCUCUAAUGUUUGUGACCAUGUUUUUUGUACAUUUGUUUAUGGUCCAGUUUUCAGAGUGUGUGUGAAUGUUUGAAAUUUGGGGAGUGUAAUUUGUGUGCACAUGUACGUCAUGACAAGAAUUUGUACAGAUAUGUCAUUUAAAUGUUGGGAAAAAAUAAUUUUAAUGUAAAAAUGUGUCAUCUAAGUUAAGCUCCACGUGUAAUGGUGUUUCAUGUGUGAACGUUCUGCUGUCCAACAUUCAUGUCCCAGUUUGUGCAAAACUGACUGCAAAAUAAAUGUGGUAAAUUGC